This is a messenger RNA of Ceutorhynchus assimilis (cabbage seed weevil), 2829 nucleotides long. The record is from the annotation of a GenBank genome assembly. NCBI's taxonomy places the organism in Eukaryota, Metazoa, Arthropoda, Insecta, Coleoptera, Curculionidae.
GGGGGUUGCCAUGUGUCUUGAAUCUUCCACGUCGAAGUCGAUUUUCCAAAAAGUUGUCAAAUAAAAAGUUUAGCUGCUCAAAAAUUCUUUCCUCUUUCGGUUUGUUUGUGCCUUUUUAGGGUCGUCUCGCUAGUAAAAAUUAUUAAGUGAAAAAUGAAGUACUUUUUCCUAUUUUCCCUCCUGGUACUGCCGGCAGUAAUUUUCAUGGUGGAUAAUGGUAACAAAAUGAUGGCGUACGCUGAUGAAGACCCAAUAGACGAAGAAGAAGCUGACGUUGAAGGCGAAACUGAAGAAGGCGACCUCACGGCAACAGAAAACGAAGAAGAUGAAGAUGGGCCGCAAUCGAAAGCCUCUCCAGAUGCCGAUACCGUCUUAUUAUUUACUAAACCCAAUUUCCAAGGAGCUUCUCAAUUGGAACUCGUUGCUGGCAACCCUGUUGAAUUUCUAGUGGGAUUUCGUAACAAGGGACCACUAGAUUUUGUUGUUGACACCAUUGAUGCCUCAUUCAGAUAUCCCAUGGACUUUAACUUUUUUAUUCAAAACUUUUCUGCUAUUGGCUACAAUAAAAUAAUCAAACCAAGCCAUGAAGCCACUUUCCACUACAGCUUUUUGCCAUCUGAAGCUUUUGCUGGAAGACCUUUCGGCCUAAACAUCAACUUGGUCUACCACGAUGCCUCUGGCAACAGUUUCCAAGAGGCCGUUUUCAAUGAAACUGUUCAAAUAAUUGAAAUUGAUGAAGGAUUCGACGGUGAAACCUUUUUCCUUUACGUUUUCCUUGCAGCAGGAGUUGUUUUGUUGUUGGUGAUUGGUCAACAAACUCUGCUUUCUGUUGGCAAAAAGAGGCCUGCUGCCAAAAAAGCUGCACCUGUUGAAACCGGUACAAACAACCCUAACAAUGUUGAUUAUGAUUGGUUGCCUGCGCAAACCUUAGCUAGUUUAAAUAAAGACAAGUCACCUAAAUCUCCUAAGGGUGGUAAACCACAAAGUCCAAGGCAGCGCAAGGCGAAACGCUCCACUGGAAGCGAGUAGAUAAUCAAAAAAGCGACUGAACAAUAAUAAUCAAAUAAAUACAAUGACAUUUAUUUUUCACUGUUUUGUACAUUUUGAAGAGCAUCCAUCAUUAUCUAUUUAAUUAAAAUGCAUUGUCUCAAGGAAUGUGUUUUAAGAAAACACUUAUUUAUGUAGUAAUAAUUAGGUUUGUUUAAUUUAAAAUAGAGUUGUGAUUAUUUUUUUUUUACAUUUUGUUGUUAACUAAUUUCACAAGGAAGAAUGUAAAUAUCUAAUAAUUUACCACAGUGGUAAGUUUAAUAAUAAAGUAAUUUUUUAAAUAAUGUUUGGUUUUUUUAAAGCUAUAUAUGUCGCAGGCUUAUUGUAAAAUCAGUCUUAUUAUAAUACGCCUAGGCUUUUUCAAUAAGACUAGACAUAUCGUAAUACUACCCAAAUACAUAAGAAUUUUACAAUUAGACUAGUAAUUUCAGUCGUAUUAUAAUACGCCUGUUGCGUGUUAGUCUUAUAUUGUUUAAAUGAGCCUGCAUUAGAAUCUGACUAGAUGAAAUCGGUCGUAUUAUAAUGCGACUGACAGUGUGGCAGUCGAAUAAUAUUAAUUAUUAUUGUUGAUUAGUUUUAUUUCUGUGUAAUAUUUGUGCCUGAACUGUAGUGAGUAUCACGAAUGGAGAUUAUGAAAUUGGUAGGUACUAUACACGACUUAAUCGAUGGUUUUCAAGGGAUUAAAUCACUGACUGCAAAAGUAGGUAAUGAAAUAAUUGAUAAUCCAGAAAGAGAAACAAAGAUACAUGUUGCGCUGAAGGGUAGCUUUCCUAUUAAUUAUGCUACAGAGACGAAAUUUGGAAAAAAUACUUUAAACUUUGGUGAUUAAGAUGUCUCUUUGGCAUAAAGAAUAAGAAAGUUAGCGUUCAGCACAAUAUAUCGGCCAAAAGGCACAUUGAAAGUUUUAUUCAAUACAAUUCGCCUGGUGCAUUAUCAGUCGUAUUAUAAUACGACGGAUUUCAUCUAGUUGGAUUCUAAUGCAGGUUCAUUUUAACAAUAAGACUAACACGCAGCAGGCGUAUUAUAAUAAGACUAAAAUUACCAGUCUAAUUGUGAAAUUCUUAGGUAUUUGGGUAGUAUUACGAUAUGCCUAGUCGUAUUGAAAAAACCUAGGCGUAUAUAAUAAGACUGAUUUUACAUAAAGCCUGCGACAUAUACAUAUACAAUGUGUCCAAGAUAAGGAGGGCAAGUAUAGGGAUCUCGGAAACAGUGGAAGAUACGACGCUGCUCAAAUUAGGAAAAAGUUGUGCAAUUUUGUGCUCAUUGAAAUACCACUAUGAUAUUUUGAAAAUUCAGAGUGAUACCGGAGAUAUCCGGGAAAACCCAAAAUUCGCCCAAAAUUAUUUUAUUUUUUUCUGACCUUAUUUGAAGGGAUAUUUUAAAAUAAAUGGUACUUUAUCAUUGUUACUUUUCCUCCUCUACAAUAUGGCAUUAUCAAAUUUGUAAUCCGACAUUUCGUUUUUGGGCAUCAGAUCCCCAUACUGACCUUCCUUAUCUUGGACACAUUGUAUAAAGAAAAAUCGAGAGUGGUCAAGUCUAUGCGAUGCUAAUUUCCUUCUUAGGUGGACAACCCAACCACUUGACCAAGGCUGAUUUAAAUAAUGCUUGAGAAAUUGUUUAAAGCAUCACAAAGUAGCAACAACAAUGAUGCUUAUAAAUAAAAUAAUAAUGACCACCCAGUAUCCGCAAGUAUUGUCUUUCCUGUCUACCACACCCACCCUAUCAGUUUCCACUCGAACUCUUUGAUCAGUGUUAUCAAUUUGAGUACCAAUAUCAUCAAGA